Messenger RNA from Onychostoma macrolepis, 4022 nucleotides. RefSeq names its product FES proto-oncogene, tyrosine kinase (gene fes). Lineage: Eukaryota; Metazoa; Chordata; Actinopteri; Cypriniformes; Cyprinidae. The record is from RefSeq and is a predicted model, not a curated record. Gene Ontology annotation, molecular function: non-membrane spanning protein tyrosine kinase activity; ATP binding. Gene Ontology annotation, biological process: chemotaxis; cell adhesion; regulation of mast cell degranulation. The transcript has 20 exons. Bases 255 to 2762 code for a protein of 835 amino acids.
AGCCGCUGCUGUCAUCGCAAGAGCUGGUCUGUCUCACUGUCUCCAGUCUCCACCGUUUCGACGGGCUCUUUCUUCUCGUCUCUCUGUUAUAAUGGAGAAUCGCGUGCUCCUAUCUCCCUGACAGGUGCCUUUCUCUGCGCGAGACACAUCCGAGAUCUUGGUUUGUGGUGUUUCUCACUGACCUGACCAGCAGGUUUCUUUUACCUACACACUGCUGCUGACAGAUACACACUCUGUAGUAGUGUGCUGCAGGUAUGGGCUUCGCGGAGGACCUGUGGUGCCCUCAGGGUCACGCCGCCCUAAUGAAACUACAAGACUCCGAGCUACGUUUGAUGGAGGUUAUGAAGAAAUGGAUGGCGCAGAGGGCCAAGAGCGAUCGCGAGUUCUCCGUGCAGCUGCAUCAGAUGUCAGCCAUUGUUGAGAAGCUGGAAGGUUCUCAGCCUGGAGGAGGUCUCGACUACAUCAGCCAGUUCAAUAAGUCGUGGAACGUGCUGGUCAGUCAGACGGAGAGCCUCAGUCGUAUCAUGCGCAAGCACUCUGAGGAUCUGAUGGUGGGACCCCUCAGCAAACUCACCCUCCUCAUCCGGGACAAGCAGCAGCUGAGGAAGACUUACGGGGAACAGUGGAACCUUCUCACCCAGGAGCUGUGCAGGGUCACCCAAACCGAGCUGGACCGGCUCAAGUCCAGUUACAGACAGCUAGUACGGGACGCGACACAGGCCAAAAGAAAAUACCAGGAAGCAAGCAAAGACAGAGAGCGUGAGAAAGCAAAGGAGCGCUACAUUAAAGCCACUCUGAAACUGCAUGAGCACCACAAUGAAUAUGUGCUGUCGGUGAAGGCCGCGCAGGUGCAUCAUCAACUCCACUACGGCCAAAGCCACCCGGCCCUACUAGGAACCCUGCAGACGCUGCAGGAGGAAAUGGUGCUUAUUCUGAAGGAGAUUCUGCAGGAGUAUUUCGAUCUGUCUAGCGUGCUUCAUGAUGAGGUGGUUAGUGUUCACACUGAAAUGGCCAAUGCCCUCAAAGCCAUCCAGCCACAGAAAGAGUAUGAGAACUUCAUCCAGCAGAACAGGUCGAGAGGAGAGGUUCCUGCAUGUGUGGAGUUUGACAGCAGUUUGUUGGAGGACGCUGAAGAUCUGAAGCCUGAAGAUCUGCAGCUCAAUGAGCUCACAGUAGAGGGGAUCCAGCAUCGGCUCACCGCUGUGGAGGAGGAUCUCCUGGGUCUCGCUAGUACUCUUGGUUCUCAGCAGGCCACCAUCAACCAGCUGGAGCUGGAUCUGCAGAAUGAGGAGGGCUCUGCAAACACAGGCCAGAGGGUGUAUCAGUUCAGUAAGCGUAAUGCUCUGGAGGACAGCAGACAGCAGGUAGUUCUGUCCAUGGUGGCUCGAGCUCGUCUGGAGGCGCAGCGGAGGCUUCUGGCUGAUAAACUUGAGACUCUGGGCAGUAAGGAGGCUCCACCUAUAGGCCUGGAUGAUGAUCGGAUAUCUGUCACAUCCAGCAACUCUGAGCGUGAUAAAGAGCAUAAGCUCCUCAACAUGGAUGUAAUCGUGAGCCAUCUCAGCAGCUUGUUCAAGCCCAAGUAUACGAGUAGUGUGUUUUAUACAUCUCACCAGGUUCCCCCCGCCCUGGCAUCGGUGCCCGAGGCAGAGAAGCCCUUGACUCAGCAGAGCUGGUAUCACGGUGCCAUCCCCCGUCUGGAGGUGCAGGAACUGCUGAAGAAUGAUGGCGACUUCUUGGUUCGAGAAAGCCAGGGCAAACAAGAAUAUGUGCUGUCUGUGCACUGGGGCGGCCAGUGCCGGCACUUCCUCAUUCAGAGUGCAGACGGUGUGUAUCGUCUGGACGGUGAAGGCUUCACCUCUGUACCACUGCUAAUAAAGCACCUCACCAGCUCCCAUCAAUCCGUCACGAAGAGGACAGACAUUGUGCUGAAGAGACCCAUCGUUAAGGAUAAGUGGGUGUUGGAACAUGACGAUGUCAUUCUUGGACAGAGCAUUGGUCGGGGCAACUUUGGUGAGGUGUUCAGUGGGCGCUUGCGUUCAGACAAUACCGCAGUCGCUGUGAAAGCCUGCAGAGAGAAUCUGCCCGCAGAACACAAGAACAAGUUCCUAAUGGAGGCCAGGAUCCUAAAGCAGUAUGACCAUCCAAACAUAGUGAAGCUAAUCGGUGUCUGCACACAAAAACAGCCAAUAUAUAUCAUCAUGGAGCUGGUGCAAGGAGGGGACUUCCUUACCUUUCUGCGCACAGAAGGCCACAACCUGAGGACCAAGAUGUUGAUCAAGAUGGCAGAGAACGUGGCGUCUGGCAUGGCAUACCUUGAAAACAAGAAGUGCAUUCAUCGAGAUCUGGCUGCGCGUAACUGUCUCGUGGGUGAGGAGAGCGUGGUGAAGAUCAGUGAUUUCGGUAUGUCUCGUCAGGAGCAGGAUGGGGUUUAUUCUGCUACAGGAGGUAUGAAGCAGAUCCCAGUCAAAUGGACGGCACCAGAGGCCCUUAAUUAUGGGCGAUACACCACAGAGAGUGAUGUGUGGAGUUUCGGUGUGCUGCUGUGGGAGACCUUCUCCAGAGGAGUCACACCAUAUACCAUACCGCAUAACAUGAAUAACCAACAGACCAGAGACGAGGUGGAGAAAGGAUAUCGUAUGCCGGCCCCAAAUAGCUGUCCGGAUGAGCUCUAUGCCCUCAUGUGUGAGUGCUGGCAGUACGAUCCGAGAAAUCGACCCUCAUUUCGCAAACUAAAGGCAGAUCUGUAUGUUUUAUGUCAGUAAAACACACACACACACACACACACACACACACACACACACAUGCUCACAUGUAAGUGCAGCUUGUCUUAUGAUGAUGCCAAAGCAAAGAUUUUUUUUUUUUUUUUAAUUUGUGUGCCGUGGUUGUAAAAAGCAAAUCUGCAUAUAAAGUAAAGCGUGCUUUCUGAGAGAGUACUGUUAAUAAGAGCAGAUUAUAAUUAAGAAUGUUUGAUUUUGUAUAAAUGCUGAAUUCUGUGCAAAAUGGUUUUAAUUGUGACAUGCUGAUUGUUUUAAAAAAAUGAAUAAAUUAUUUUUUUUGCAGAUGACAAAUAUUGACCUCGUGAGCACAAGUCUGUAUAUUUACUGUUUAUAGUAUGGAAAUACUGUAAAUAAAUUUAUUAAUAACGACUUUUAUUUAGCAAGAAUACAUUUCAAUCAAGCAUCAAAUUAGUUUAUUAGAAUGAUUUCUGAAGGAUCAUGUGACACUGAAGACUGGAGUAAUGAUGCUGAAAAUUCAGCUUUACGUCACAAAAAUGAAUUACAUUUUAAAAUAUAUUCCUAUGGAAAACUUAAAUUGUAAAAAUAUUUCACAAUAUUUCUGUUUUAACUGUAUUUUUACAGAAAUAAAUGCAGUCUGGGGGUGAGCACAAGACAUUAAAAACAUACAAAAUUGAACCAAAUGCAAACUUUUCAAUGGUAGCAUAUGCUAACAAUCACCUUCUGAGAAGGAAUUUAGCGCUUUUUCUCCACUCCAACAAAUAUUCAUUUGGCUGUUAAACAGGUCUUAAAUCCAUCAUACAGUGAGAUGUAUUACUGACAAGCGGUGACCCUGCAGCGCAGCAGUUUUGUCACGAAACUUGCACUCAAGUUAGAUUCCAUAAACAUAAUGUUCCUGAAGCUUAAUGCACAGCAGGACUCUGAGGCACACAGGUGUGAAUAGGCGUGUCUAUCUGUUCAUGUGUCUUAUCUGCCCUGGGCAUGAAGGAGACAAAGGAGAAGAUAUGACAAAUGACUCACGAACCAACCUGCACAAGGCUUUAACCCUUUGCAUGACAGAAACUGACUGCAUGAUAUUUUUUGGGCUAUCAUAUGACACUUUUUCCAGGAUCCAGGAUCAAUGUUGCCUAAAAAAAUGAUACAACAAGUCACAGAUAAUCCAAGCUCAACCUAAUAGAUGUGGGUCCAGAACAGUGCUAUGAUCUUAAGAAAACAUCAUAACAUUUCAGUGCACUCAGACUGCUCAUUUAAACUUUAUUAAUUCAUUAUUUAUGGAGUCAAAACAAU